UGUUAAACGUUAGAAUUAAAAUGCUCGUAGAUGCAAUAACAACUUUCGGUAUUACCAACUGUCAUUUAGUGUAUCUUCAAUUUUAUAUUACGUUAUAUUAAACGAAUGAACAAUUAUUCGUUGUGUGAUUUCAUUCUACAUAACCAAAAACAUUCUAAUGGAUUUUGUUAAAUAAGUAAUAUGAAUGACAAAGUGUAUUUAAACUUUUGAGACUGCAUUUACUUGUCGCUCACAUGUGUCGGUUGUGUGCUGAAAAUAUUUUCAUCUAUUUAUUGUGAAUAUUUAUUAACUUAUUAAUGAAAAUGAAUAUUUCAACGAACGAGGGCAAUCCGAAUACUUUAAAGUUAGUAAUUGCAGCUAAAGUAGCACAACAUGCUGUUACCGUAAAAACGGUACAGCCAAAAGGUUGCUUUCAUCAUUUUAAAAUUCAUUGACCUUUUACAAAUUCUUUAAACAAUCUAGAAUUUUUAAUUAGCAGAGUUUAAUAUAUAUGUAUUUAUCAUAUCAUUUAUGUUUCCAUAUCAUUAUCUUGCUAUCCUUGAAAUUAGAGUGAUAAAAUAUUUUGAUUUCCAUUUGGAAUAACAUCUUACUAUUAAAUUGGCUUUUUGAGCCGUUUACCUUCUAUUGAACUUUCAUCUGGGUUAGUACUAUUUAGUACUAAUGCAGCAAUGCAGCUCAUAGUACCUUCUUCAUCUCAAGAGUCAAAACUCCUUAAUAAUAAAUGGUUGGAAUGGGAAAUAUCUCGGUUACAGCCAGCUAUAGCAUUUUAUGGUAAUACAGGAAUUUACAAAACCACACAAAAGUCAUGUUUAUGGUCCUUAUUAAGAGAACUUAAUAAUGCGUUAGAAGACAAACAGUACUUAAUUAAGGAUAAUAAUGACUUAUCAUUGGCAGAUAUAUGUAUUUGGGUAACUCUAUGGUCUACAGUAAUGGUCACAGAAAUUGGAAAUGAAUUAAAUAAAGAAUAUUUAUCAAUUAAAAAUUGGAUAUCCAGUAUUGAAUUGCUGCCAGUUAUACAGGAUUCCAUUGAAGAAUACAAAUUUGAAAGGGGCUCAAAAGCAAUUUUCAGUAUUCAAGCUGUAUCUUGGUUUCCUGUUAAUACUAGUUCAAAUCCUAAACCUUCUAAACCAGCUGAUUUGCAGCUUAGUCCAACUAAAGAAAAAGAAAUGGAAGCAGUUAAUCAGGAAGAAAUACAAAAUAUUUCAAGCAAUUGGUCUUCUAAAUCAUAUCUUGAUGUAAAAAACUUUCCUUAUCCUGUAUUGCCAAAAAAAGGAGAAAAAAAUAUUUUAAUAACAUCAGCAUUACCUUAUGUCAACAAUGUUCCUCAUUUAGGAAAUAUUAUUGGUUGUGUUCUUUCUGCUGAUAUUUUUGCCCGAUAUUGCAGACAAAGAAACUAUAAUACCCUUUUUAUUAGUGGUACUGACGAAUAUGGUACUGCUACAGAAGCUAAAGCUUUGGAAGAGAAAACGACACCCCAAAAUAUUUGUGAUAAAUUUUUUGACAUACAUAAUGAUGUUUAUCGAUGGUUUAAUAUUGGGUUUGACUAUUUUGGUCGUACUACUACACCAGAACAAACAGAAAUUGUACAAUCAUUUUUCUUAAAAAUUAAAUCAGAAGGAUAUGUAUUAAGUGAAAUUGUAGAUCAGCUUCUGUGCGAGUCCUGUGAUAGGUUCUUGGCCGAUAGAUUUGUAGAAGGAACUUGUCCAAGGUGUAAAUAUGAAGAUGCACGUGGCGAUCAGUGUGAUGGAUGCGGUCAUUUGGUGAAUGCAACGGAUCUUAUAUCUCCGCGAUGUAAAGUAUGUAGUAAUAGACCUAUUGUUAAAAAGUCGCAACAAUUCUUCUUAGAUUUACCGAAGUUAGAAAACAAGUUAAAAGAGUGGUCCUCAACAGUAGAAAAGGGAUGGUCAAGCGUUGCAAAAGUGGUUGCAAAACCGUGGCUACGUGAUGGACUUAAACCACGAUGUAUAACAAGAGAUUUAAAAUGGGGAAUACCUGUUCCAAUAAAAGGUUUUGAAAAUAAAGUAUUUUACGUUUGGUUCGACGCUCCUUUUGGUUAUAUCAGUAUUACAAAAAGAUAUACGAAGGAAUACCAACAAUGGUGGAAGCCUACAGAUGUACAAGUUGAUCUAUACCAAUUUAUGGCAAAGGACAAUGUUCCAUUUCACGCAAUUAUGUUCCCUGCUUAUUUAUUAGCAGCUAAUGAAGGUUAUACAUUGAUGAAGCAUUUAAUGGCAACAGAAUACCUCAAUUAUGAAGAUACAAAGUUUUCUAAAUCGAGAGGUAUCGGAGUAUUUGGAACUGAUGCUAGGGAUACAGGUAUACCGGCUGAUGUUUGGCGAUUUUAUCUUGCAUAUGUUAGACCCGAAACACAAGAUUCGAAUUUUAAUUGGGUGGAUUUAGCGACUAAAAAUAAUAGUGAAUUAUUAAACAAUUUUGGAAAUUUUGUUAAUAGGGCUCUAGUAUUUGCGGAAAAAUACUUUGAUUCUAAGAUACCGCCGAUAGAACUUCAGGAAGAUGACUUAAUAUUACUGGCAUUAGCUCAGCGUGAAUUAUCAUCUUAUAUACAUGCUUUGGAACAAGCUAAAUUACGUGAUGGUUUGAAAAACGUUUUAGCAAUUUCAAAACAUGGAAAUCAAUACAUGCAAUUCCAAGAGCCAUGGGUGAAAAUUAAAGGAACAGAUAAUGAUAAAAAAAGAGCUGGAACGAUCAUCGGUAUUUGCUGUAACUUGGCAUGUCUUUUAUCAGCCCUUUUGGCUCCAUUCAUGCCAUGCACCGCCCGCGAAUUAAGAUCCCAGUUAGGAUUGCAAACCAAUAACUAUGGCUAUAUACCUGACGUUAUCACAAGCAUACUUCCCACGGGACAUAAAAUUGGUAAACCAUCUCCGCUAUUUAAAAAAAUAGAGGAUAAAGAUGUAGAAAUAUUAAGAAGAAAGUAUGCUGGUAAGCAAGAAACUACAAGUAGCAGUAGCGGAGAUGUAAAAUCAUUGGAUAGUGCAAUUACAGAAAUGGACAAUAAAGUUAAAAAACUAAAGGCCAAGUUCGAUAAAAGUGGAUGGCCAUCCAGUCAAAUUCAAAUUUUCUCAGCUUUGAAAAAAAAGCUGCCUGAUCUCAUAAAUGAAAAAAAUAAAUCCCCUGAAUCGAAAAGUAAAAAACCUGAAACGGUUUCGGUACCUGAACAAAAUGGAGAUGUUGCAAUGGACGUAGCAAGUUUGGAAGCGGCCAUCGCUAAACAGGGCGAUCUUGUACGUCAAUUGAAAGCUAAAGAAGAAAGAUCUGUAUGGCAACCAGAAGUAGAAAAAUUAUUGAAACUCAAAAAACAAUUAGGAGAUCUCACUGGAACAGCUGCAGCUCCGACUGACAAAAAAUUGAAGAAAAAGAAAUAAGCAAAUUGCUAAUCAACAUGUAUACAUUUCACAUCAGUAAAAUCUAUGGUGGUUUCAUAUAAUAAAAAGUCAUUAUACAUUUCUUAUUGCAACGUACGCACUUCGGAAUAAUACCAUAUAGUAUUUUCACAUUUAAGUAAUGUAAUCCAUAUAGUUUAUUUAAUAAAAUUAAUUUGUACAUCGGGUAAAAAGUUAUAAAAUUGUAACUCACAUAACUUCUUCUACCAAAGAUUUUUUUACUUGUUCCUGUUUUGUGCUUAAUUUGCGGAAAACUACAUUUUCGAUGAAACAAAUAACAGCUGAUAAAAUGAUGCCAAAACAUAAAACAAGUAUAACUGGUAUCGCUUCAUGAAUAGUUACACUAGAUACAUGAUAUUUAUCUUUGUUGCAAUAAGGUUUUCUGUAACUCCAACGUGACACUUCUCGCUUCCGAAUCCCCGAAGUGGAUAUCUUAAGAAUACUACAACAAUUAUAUAAUUACUAAACCGUUUAGAAAAAUAUAUACUACAUGUAACUUU
Messenger RNA from Bombus huntii, 3901 nucleotides. RefSeq names its product methionine--tRNA ligase, cytoplasmic (gene MetRS). Gene Ontology annotation, biological process: methionyl-tRNA aminoacylation. Gene Ontology annotation, molecular function: methionine-tRNA ligase activity; ATP binding. Lineage: Eukaryota; Metazoa; Arthropoda; Insecta; Hymenoptera; Apidae. The record is from RefSeq and is a predicted model, not a curated record. Gene Ontology annotation, cellular component: aminoacyl-tRNA synthetase multienzyme complex; cytosol. The coding region runs from base 669 to 3383 and encodes 904 amino acids. The transcript is spliced from 19 exons.